Molecule: messenger RNA, 3411 nt
Organism: Polypterus senegalus (gray bichir)
Lineage: Eukaryota; Metazoa; Chordata; Cladistia; Polypteriformes; Polypteridae
Product: tripartite motif-containing protein 16-like
Exons: 6
Coding region: 30-1709 (559 amino acids)
Molecular function (GO): zinc ion binding; protein binding
Source: RefSeq, a predicted model, not a curated record
UUCUGGCCGAGCCUCCUCUCUGAGAGACAAUGGCAGACGCCAACGUGCUCAGACUGCAGGAUGACCUCAUUUGCUCAAUCUGUCUGGAGACCCUGACGGACCCCGUCUCCAUUCCAUGUGGACACAAUUUUUGCAUGAAGUGCAUCUCAGAGUCCUGGAAUCACUCCAGUGUGUGCAGAUGCCCCCAGUGUCGAGAGGCGUUCACCCCAAGGCCCAGUCUGUCCAGAAACACCUUGCUGAAUGAAGUCAUUGAGAAAAUAAAGCAGAUGGGACCCCUUCCGUCUCAGAGUUAUGCCAGGCCUGAAGAUGUGGAGUGUGACGCCUGCACUGGGAAGAAGUUCAGAGCACUGCAGUCCUGCCUGACCUGCCUAGCCUCCUACUGCGAGAUUCACCUCCAGCCACACUGCGAAGGGGCCGCGUUUAAGGAUCACAAACUGAUUGCUCCAGAUAGAAAUCUCCAGCAGAAGCUCUGCAGUAAGCAUCAUAAGUGUUUGGAAAUUUUUUGUAAAAAGGAUCAGAUGUGUAUCUGUCUGCUUUGUGUUGUGACAGAUCACAACACUCAUGAAAUGGUGGAAGUGGAGAAAGAAAGAGAAGAGAAACAGAAACAACUGCAUUCAACAAUACUGGAAAUCCAGACAAAGCUCCAAGAACGAAAGAAGAAACUGGAGGAGAUCACACAGGCUGUGGAGAAGACUGAGAUAUAUGCAGACAAUGAGUUAGAAGAAAGUGAGAAGACCUUUACAGACUUGAUCCUUCAUGCUGAGCAAGUUCUCAAAAAUGUGAAAGAGCUAAUUACUGUGCAAAGGAAUAGAGAAGUGGAGAAGGCAGCAAGAGUCAGGGAGCAUUUGGAGAAGGAGAUUGAGGAACUGAAGAGGAAAAACGCUGAGCUGGCAGAACUUUCAAAGACUGAUGACAACAUCCACUUCCUUCAGACUUUCCCAUCUACCAGCAUCCUUCCUGGAGGCGAAGAUUCACUGAGGUUCACUGUUACUACGGAUGUCUCCUUCGGUAACCUGAGGAAGGGGCUGUCCUGCUUUAAAGAGCAUUUGGAGGGGAUCAGCAAGAUGGAAAUUGAAAAAGUCUCUCGAUCAGGAAGUGAAGUUCUAGCUCCCAUCCUACAGUCUUCUACACCUCAAAGCAGAGAUAAGUUUUUACAAUAUUUCUGUCCACUCACGUUGGACCCCAGCACAGCACACAGAGAACUCCAUCUGUCUGAAGGGGACAGAAAGGCAAGACGGGGGCCAGUUACCCGGUACCGUGAUCACCCGGACAGAUUUGACUAUUGGCCUCUGGUCCUGUGCACAGAGGCUCUGGCGGACAGUUGUUUUUACUGGGAGGUGGAAUGGUCUGGAGACUGGAUUGAUAUUGGGGUCACCUAUAAAGGAAUCUGUAGGAAAGGAACAAGUCUUGAUUGUGGGCUUGGAUACAAUGACAAGUCCUGGAGUUUGUUCUGCUCUGAUUCUCGUUUCUCUGUCCGACACAAUAAAAUGGAAACUGGAAUCAUUGCACAUCAGAGCCGCAGAAUUGGAGUUUAUUUGGAUCAUCCCUCUGGCUAUUUGUCAUUUUAUAGUGUCUCAGAUACAAUGACCCUCUUGUACACCUUUAAGGCCUCCUUCACCGAGCCACUCUACCCAGGGUUUUGGGUUACUGGUAGUUUAACAAUCUGCGAAAUGAUAAGUGAACAGCAACUUCCGCGUGUCACUUCAUGACUCUGCAAUAAAAAAAUGGUUUGUGCGCUGUGAAGGUGCACUUUUGAUGCAUUUACAGUAUUAAGAGAUCAGAAAAUUGUGGGAUGUGUUAUUGCCAUCCUGUAAAUUUGUAGUUAUUGUCUUACUAAAUAGUAUUGACGAGUAAAACAGGUACGUUUUGAUUGACAUACAGAUUUGCAAAAUUGGCAAUAAAAUUUAUUCAUCCAUCCAUUAUCCAACCCGCUAUAUCCUAACUACAGGGUCAAGGGGUCUGUUCAUUUUGUAGGUAAUUUUGCAUUUGUGAAACUCACUAAAAUAAUUUUUUUGUGGGUUUUAACACUUUGUGGGGGAAACAUGGAAUAACAUUAUUCACACUUUCGUGUUAAUCUGUGUUUGUUUCUGUAGCUGUGUAAUGCAUGCAAUAUAUCGCCCAUCAGCAAAGCAGUUCUACUUAUGCCUCUUAUUCACAUCACAGCAGAGGAGCACAAUGCAUAUUUUGUGACAUUAUGCAUAUUUUUCACAUUAAGACACUCCAAAAUGCCUUUUCACCAUGCUUUCACCACAGGAAACCCCACUGAAUAGAAGGCAAAUCCCAAAUCUCCUCCAUGAACUAGCAACUGCCUUAUCCUGUUUGAUGAUAUGCGCACUUCAUGCACUGUUGAGCUUCGAGUUUCUUUUCUGUUUUCAAUGUACGGGGGAUGUUCAAAAAGUUUCUGCACUUUUUUAAACUCUAUUAUUAAUAAUUUCAAAAACAAAUGAAAUCACUUUUCUAUGUAGUCAUCUUCGUUGCAAUUUUCCCAGCAUCUUACCAACUUUUUAAAGCCCAAUUACUACUCCCACCUUCUCCGUUUCCAAUGAAAAUACGUAAGUGUGGAAACUUUUUGAACGUCCCUUGUAUCUUUAGGAUUGUGACUGCUUAGAUUGUCAUCUAAACUGGCAAAGUGGGCAUCAUAGUACGCACUACUAGAACAAGCACAACACAAGGCUGACAGCUCAACAAAAUAUCUUCAUGUGACAGGAAAUCAUUCUGUCAAUUUUCUUUUUUUCAUUAGAGAUCUUGAGUAAAUGGCAGAUGUCACAUACAUGGAAAAUGAAUGCAUGAAAUGCUUCCAGACAUGAAGUGAACAUCUUUCUUCUUGGGUUAAUGACACAGAUUUCACUGGAAACACAGGAUCAUUUGUUUUUCAAAUUUGUUUUGCAAUAUAAAAUGCUGAAUUUUACUGUGAAUUUAAGUUUGCACGAAUCUUCACACAUCACAACUAAAUAGCAACUUACCUCAUGUGUCUUUAUUGUUAGUAUUUUUUAAAUUGUUUGGUCGCAUGAACAAUGUGACCCAAUAGGUGCCCAGAGGGAUAGCAUUUUACUCUCAUGAGUACAUGAGACAGCAGCGGCCAUUGUGAACAGAUGGAAGGCAUUUAACAGAAAUAAUUAAGCCACCUCUGUGACCUUUAGGUAACGAAAAGGAAAUGGAACAUUUUAAGAUUUCAUCUUUAUUACUACUAAACAUAUUUUCAGUAUUAAUUCUCCCACAACCCCAGCAGAAGCAGCCUGUAAGCACUACAACAACCUGCCAGAAUAGAAACAGUGAGAGGUAAACUAGUGCCAUGCUGAACAGUCCUGCAUAGUCAUUUCUGAUCCUAAGAGAAUUUUUGGCUUUGGAAUGAAAUAUAUACUGUAUGUAGAUGAAGAGAAUAAAGAAAACAAGAUGUAAAGAAAUCUUCAG